GGCCUGUUCUAUAAUUACGCUCUUUUCACAUAUCAACAACGAAAGUUAUGUUCUCUGCUGUCUAAAUACCCUUCUGUCCGUCGCUGAUUGCUGUUCUUCCUGUGGUCUUGCUUGUUUUUUGCACUUUACGCUCUCUAUUACCACAGUCUUUUGACAUCGCAUGCGAAUCAAAUCAUCAUCGCUAGCAUGUGUGUAAUGCAGAUUCGCUCGCUCGCCGUCGUUAAGAUCCUUGCUGUCGUGCCGCUGCUGCUGUUGCUACUACACGUCCAGUCAGCCUGCGCGCAUGGCAGCAAGUAUGACUCGACGCCUAACAUCUACCCAUCCCUCCUCGGAGGUCGCAACCCGACCGACACAGACUGGAACCUCGCCUACAUCAAAGCCCGCGAAUUCGUCUCCCAGCUCACGCUUCUCGAGAAAGUCAACCUGACGACCGGCACCGGCUGGCAAAUGGGCCCCUGCGUCGGCAACACGGGCUCGGUCCCGCGCCUCAACUUCUCCGCAAUCUGUCUCCAGGACGGCCCGCUCGGGAUCCGGUUCACGGACCUCAACUCGGCGUUUCCGGCGGGUAUUGCCACCGGCGCGACGUUUAACAAGAAUCUGAUGUACCAGCGCGGGAACGCGCUCGGGCUGGAGAACAAAGCAAAGGGAAUCAAUGUCGCGCUCGCGCCGUGCAUAGGUCCUAUAGGACGCGCGGCAGAGGCAGGCCGUAACUGGGAGGGUUUUGGCGCCGAUCCGUAUUUGCAGGGUAUUGCGGGCGCUGAGACAGUUCGGGGAAUCCAGGACGCGGGAGUGAUUGCGACCGCGAAGCAUUACCUGCUUAACGAGCAGGAGCAUUUCCGUCAGUACGCCGAAUGGGUAGGCUUUGGCUUUGACGACCUCAAGGAGCCGUACUCCGCCAACGCCGACGACCGCGUCUUGCGCGAGAUCUACGUCUGGCCGUUUGCCGAGGCCGUGCGCGCGGGCGUCGGGUCCGUGAUGUGCUCGUACAAUCAGGCGAACCAGAGCCAGGCUUGCCAGAACUCGUAUCUGCUCAACAAGGUUCUCAAGGACGAGCUGGGGUUUCAGGGAUUUGUAAUGUCGGACUGGCUCGGGCAGCGCUCGGGCGUUGCGUCUGCGCUCGCGGGAAUGGAUAUGACGAUGCCGGGCGACGGUAUCGCCUGGGCCGACGGCGUCUCGCUGUACGGACCAAACUUGACUUUGGCCGUCAUGAACGGGUCCGUUCCGACCUGGAGGCUGGACGACAUGGUGACGCGCAUCAUGGCCGCGUACUUCAAGGUCGGCCAGGACCCAAGCACGUACCCCGAGCCGAAUUUUUCAUCCUGGACGCUGGAUACCAAAGGAGAUUACUUCCCUUCGAUCGACGAUAGUCCGUACGGGGUCGUCAAUCAGCACGUGGACGCGCGGUCGAGCGUUAGCAGUCAGGUCACGAGGCAGAUCGCGUUGGAGAGUGUGGUACUGCUCAAGAAUGAGAACGAGGUGCUGCCGCUGGCGGAUUUCAAGAAGUUGGCGGUGGUGGGAUCGGCUGCUGGGCCGUUUUCUGGAGGGCCGAAUGGAUGCGAAAACAGGGAUUGCAAUAAUGGCACUCUGGCGACCGGAUGGGGAUCUGGAUCUGUCAAUUUUCCAUACAUGAUUACGCCUGUGGAAGUAAUCAACUACAGAGCCGCCAUGAGCGGAUUCCAGGUCGACUACUUGCUCGAAGACUACGACCACACUGCCGCGAGUACUUACGCCUCCGCUGCCGACGUCGCGAUUGUGUUUGUCUCCUCCGACUCUGGCGAAGGAUUCGUCGACGUCGAAGGGAAUCUCGGCGACCGGAACAAUCUUAAGCUAUGGCACGGCGGCGACGAGCUGAUUAAAGCUGUUGCGGCGGUGAAUUCAAAGACAGUGGUGGUAGUCGAGGCCGUGGGCGCGGUCGAUAUGGAGGAGUGGAUCGAGCACGAGAACGUGACUGCCGUUUUGUACUCGCUUGUUCCCGGACAAGACAUCGGCUUCGGUCUCGCGGACGUCAUCUUUGGCGCGUACAACCCGUCCGGCCGCCUGCCGUUCACGAUCGCAAAGGACAAAGACGACUACCCCGCGAGCGUGGUCUACAACGUGACCUCGCCCGUGCCGCAGAUCAACUUCACCGAGGGCCUGUACGUCGACUACCGCCAUUUCGACAAGCAGGAGAUCACGCCGCGGUUCGAGUUUGGGUUUGGGAUGAGUUACACGAAUUUCACGUUUAGCAAUUUCACCGUCACUGUCGACGAGGAAGCGGAUACGGGCGAGUAUCCUACCGCGCCGGAGGCGUAUCUUGCUCCUGUGUUUUAUAACGGGACGAAUAGUUCGCUGCCGGACAAGAGCGACGUCGAAUAUCCCAAAAACUUCCGCAAGUUUGAAAAUUUCGUGUAUCCAUACCUUACCGCGAGCGAAGCCAAGAAGAUCGAGUAUGAUGCCGACGCGUAUCCGUACCCGGACGACUACUCCGAGACGCAGCCAGACGAGCCCAGUCCAGCGGGCGGCGCGUCCGGCGGCAAUCCCGCGCUGUUUGACAACCUCGUGAGUGUCACGGCCGUGAUCACAAACACCGGCACGCUCGACGGCGCCGAGGUCGCGCAGGUGUACCUGUCGUACCCGUCUGACGCGGAGGUCGAGUUCCCGGUCAAAGCUUUGCGCGGGUUCGAGAAGGUGGAGUUGCAGGCGGGGCAAUCGUACGAGGUGACGUUUUAUUUGACGCGCAAGGAUUUGAGUUAUUACGAGGUCGAGACGGGGGAGUGGAGGAUUCCGAGGGGGGAGUUUGAGGUGUUGGUGGGGAGAAGUAGUCGGAAGCAUCAGGUGGCGGGGUCGUUUACUUUGGAGUGAGCGAGCUGUAUAUUACCUUUGAGAAGGAAGAGAGAGAACCAAAAGUGUUUUAAUAAAAAAAAACUGAGAUUAAGAGUUUAGAUAAUCAGAUUACGCGGGAUGAGAAGGAAACAAAAUAGCCCAACACCUUAUGCACAAAAUUGGAAAAAAUACCAACACAAAAUAACAAGAAAACCAAAGACCAAGCAUAUUUUAAGACUUCGAUCAGAUGUAACUCCAAUCGAAGCAAUCCUGGCAC
Molecule: messenger RNA, 3079 nt
Organism: Myxozyma melibiosi
Lineage: Eukaryota; Fungi; Ascomycota; Lipomycetes; Lipomycetales; Lipomycetaceae
Product: glycosyl hydrolase family 3 N terminal domain-containing protein
Exons: 3
Coding region: 187-2841 (884 amino acids)
Biological process (GO): glucan catabolic process
Molecular function (GO): beta-glucosidase activity
Source: RefSeq, a predicted model, not a curated record